CGCCGCCGCUUAAAAGGCUCCGGGAGCCGCAGCCGUCGGGUCGCCGCGGCUUUCGCUUUGCCGCCGCAGCUGGGCGGGAGGGAGCGGCGGACUCGGCUGCCGGCUGUCCCGGCGUCCCGGCUCGGGCAGCGCCGAGGGGCGCUUCUGGUCCAACCCUCCCGGUUCGGGGGUUCCCUGCCGAGGCGCCCGCGCCCCCGGGCUCCCAGCCUCGGCCGCCGCGGCCCCGAUGCCGAGGCAUGGAUAGAGCGGCGCUGCGCGCGGCAGCGAUGGGAGAGAAGAAGGAGGGCGGUGGCGGGGGGGAUGCGGCGGCCGCGGAGGGAGGCGCCGGGGCCGCGGCCAGCCGGGCGCUGCAGCAGUGCGGGCAGCUCCAGAAGCUCAUCGACAUCUCCAUCGGCAGCCUGCGCGGGCUGCGCACCAAGUGCGCCGUGUCCAACGACCUCACCCAGCAGGAGAUCCGGACCCUGGAGGCGAAGCUGGUCCGGUACAUUUGUAAGCAGCGGCAGUGCAAGCUGAGCGUGGCUCCCAGUGAGAGGACCCCAGAGCUCAACAGCUACCCCCGCUUCAGCGACUGGCUGUACACCUUCAACGUGAGGCCGGAGGUGGUGCAGGAGAUCCCCCGAGAGCUCACGCUGGAUGCCCUGCUGGAGAUGAACGAGGCCAGGGUGAAGGAGACGCUGCGGCGCUGUGGGGCCAGUGCGGAGGAGUGUGGCCGCCUGCAGUACGCCCUCACCUGCCUGCGGAAAGUGACAGGCCUGGGAGGGGAACACAAGGAGGACUCGAGUUGGAGUUUGUUGGAUGCUCGGCGGGAAAGUGGCUCAGGGCCUUCCACGGACACCCUCUCACCAGCCAGCCUGCCCUGGCCCCCGGGGAGCUCUCAGCUGGGCAGAGCAGGCAACAGUGCCCAGGGCCUACGCUCCAUCUCUGUGUCAGCUCUUCCUGCCUCGGACUCCCCCACCACCAGCUUCAGUGAGGGCCUCUCGGACACCUGUAUCCCCCUGCAUGCCAGCGGCCGGCUGACCCCCCGGGCCCUGCACAGCUUCAUCACCCCGCCCACCACACCCCAGCUGCGACGGCACACCAAGCUGAAGCCACCACGGACGCCCCCGCCACCCAGCCGCAAGGUCUUCCAGCUGCUGCCGAGCUUCCCCACGCUCACGCGGAGCAAGUCCCACGAGUCUCAGCUAGGGAACCGCAUUGACGAGGUCUCCUCAAUGAGGUUUGAUCUCCCGCAUGGAUCCCCACAGAUGGUACGGAGGGAUAUCGGGCUCUCGGUGACGCACAGGUUCUCCACCAAGUCCUGGCUGUCGCAGGUCUGCCACGUGUGCCAGAAGAGCAUGAUAUUUGGAGUGAAGUGCAAGCAUUGCAGGUUGAAGUGUCACAACAAAUGCACCAAAGAAGCUCCUGCGUGUAGAAUAUCCUUCCUGCCACUAACUCGGCUUCGGAGGACAGAAUCCGUUCCCUCGGACAUCAACAACCCAGUGGACAGAGCAGCCGAACCCCACUUUGGAACCCUCCCCAAAGCACUGACAAAGAAGGAGCACCCUCCGGCCAUGAAUCACCUGGACUCCAGCAGCAACCCUUCCUCCACCACCUCCUCCACACCCUCCUCGCCAGCGCCCUUCCCGACAUCAUCCAACCCAUCCAGUGCCACCACGCCCCCCAACCCCUCACCUGGCCAGCGGGACAGCAGGUUCAACUUCCCAGCUGCCUACUUCAUUCAUCAUAGACAGCAGUUUAUCUUUCCAGACAUUUCGGCCUUUGCACAGGCAGCCCCGCUCCCCGAAGCCGCCAACAGUACCCGGCUCAACGACCAGCCGAAAGCAGACGUGUUGGAGGCUCACGAAGCAGAGGCUGAGGAGCCGGAGGCUGGCAAGUCAGAGGCAGAAGACGACGAGGAUGAGGUGGACGACCUGCCGAGCUCUCGCCGGCCCUGGCGGGGCCCCAUCUCUCGCAAGGCCAGCCAGACCAGUGUGUACCUGCAGGAGUGGGACAUCCCCUUCGAGCAGGUAGAGCUGGGCGAGCCCAUCGGGCAGGGCCGCUGGGGCCGGGUGCACCGCGGCCGCUGGCAUGGCGAGGUGGCCAUUCGCCUGCUGGAGAUGGACGGCCACAACCAGGACCACCUGAAGCUCUUCAAGAAAGAGGUGAUGAACUACCGGCAGACGCGGCACGAGAAUGUGGUGCUCUUCAUGGGGGCCUGCAUGAACCCGCCCCACCUGGCCAUCAUCACCAGCUUCUGCAAGGGGCGGACGUUGCACUCGUUUGUGAGGGACCCCAAGACAUCUCUGGACAUCAACAAGACGAGGCAGAUCGCUCAGGAGAUCAUCAAGGGCAUGGGGUAUCUUCACGCCAAGGGCAUCGUACACAAAGACCUCAAAUCCAAGAACGUCUUCUAUGACAACGGCAAGGUGGUCAUUACAGACUUCGGGCUGUUCGGGAUCUCGGGCGUGGUCCGAGAGGGACGGCGUGAGAACCAGCUGAAGCUGUCCCACGACUGGCUGUGCUAUCUGGCCCCUGAGAUCGUGCGUGAGAUGACCCCUGGGAAGGAUGAGGAUCAGCUGCCGUUCUCCAAAGCUGCUGACGUCUAUGCGUUUGGGACUGUCUGGUAUGAGCUGCAAGCACGAGACUGGCCCUUGAAGAACCAAGCUGCGGAGGCAUCCAUCUGGCAGAUUGGAAGCGGGGAAGGAAUGAAGCGUGUCCUGGCCUCUGUCAGCCUGGGGAAGGAAGUCAGUGAGAUCCUGUCGGCCUGCUGGGCUUUCGACCUGCAGGAGAGACCCAGCUUCAGCCUGCUGAUGGACAUGCUGGAGAAACUUCCCAAGCUGAACCGGCGGCUCUCCCACCCCGGGCACUUCUGGAAGUCAGCUGACCGCUGGAGGAGCCGCUACUAUGGAAAAGGACGCUACGGCCACCCUGACUUUAAGAGCUCCUGUCCGGUUCUGGAGGAAUACAUUAACAGCAGCAAAGUUGUACCCCGGUUUGAAAGGUUUGGCUUGGGCGUCCUGGAGUCCAGUAAUUCAAAGAUGUAGCCAGCCCUGUGGUUUUUCAGCUGCUGAUCUCUUUCUUUUUAAAAUGCGUUUCUGAAACAUCCAAACAACCACCGCAACAAAAAAUAGACUGCCUGCCCAGCGCUGCAAACCAGGAGCACGUGUCCUAGAUUCAGACUGUUUGCAAGAAACCCCAUUCGGGAGAGGGAGCUGCACCUGCUAUUUCUUAACAUGACACCACCAACAACCAAGCCUGUCCUGACAGACAGCAAAUGUUUACACGUGUAUGUCUGCUGAGUGAACCUGAUGUUUUACAAUAGAUUAAUAAUAGAAACAGUCUGUGCGUAGAUGUGCUGGCACCGACGGCCAGGAUGGCGGAGAUGGCUGUGUCCUCUGGAGGACCUCGUAGGGACCCAUGCUGGGCCAGAGGGGAAGACACGCGUGGCGAUUGCAGCUGUUCUUGGGAUGGAGCGGGAGCCCACAAGGUCUGCCCUGGACUCGGCUUUUUGGCCCAAGAGCCCAUUGAGGGAAUCGGGGACUCUCUCUAGGCCUCUCCCCUUGUCCUUUCAGAGGGAGGCUGCCCCUUCCUCGUUUUGCGGAGGAAACCCUGGCUGGGAACUGAGUUAGAUUAUGGAGUCUGGAGUUCCCGGAGAGCUUGGGUUCACCUUCUUAUCCCUGUAAUCCAGGCUGCUCCUGUUGGAAAAAUAGAAACAGAAUCCAGAAAAUGUCUGGACUCACCCAGUGGUUCCAAGCCAGGGUUUCUGCUGCAAGGUGAGGAAACACCCAUGGCUUGUACAGAUGUGAGUCUUCGAUGAAGCCCCAGCAGGCGUCAAGGUGAUGGGACUCAGGACCUCGGCUUUUCGGUACAUCCCAGUCCCUGACUGACAUCUGACCGCAAGGGCUGGAUGGGUGAGAACGAGGAAGACGGGAGAAGGAGAAGGAGUAGAUGGCGAAGGUACCUGAGCCCUCUUCCCAGCCACAGGGUGACCCUGUCACUGUAAAACCCUUUGUCAGUCAUGCCAGAAGGUUCUAGAAUUUCCCACCUCUUCCAUGUCAGUCCUGUUGAAACCCCUUAGCCCAUUACCAACUCCUCUGUCCAUGCUCUGAGCUCAGAUGGGUGGCAUGCGGCCCGUGACUCCUUUCAUGUAGACCCAGCUAGCUGGCCCCCGUCUGCAGAGCCUUCUCUGGCACCACUAGGCCUUCUACUUGUGUGCACUUGAAGCAGGAGGGGCUGGAUUUGGAAAAGUCUUUGAGGCGAGAGCCCCACACUUGUCUUCAUUAGCAACUCUCACCUGCAGAGAAAAGUUCCAGAUGGCAAGGGAGCCCUUAAGUGGAGGUUAGGCUGCAUUCGGCUCCAAAACCAGAAAGGAGAAAGGGGUGUUGGGAGUGAAGAUGAGAUUGGAUUCAGGCCCGGAACCUGUGACCAUGCUCUGAGCUCGGACUUGGGGAGGGAGGGAGGUGGCUCCCACCCCUUGCAGUUAGACCCGCCUACCAGAGCCCCAGUCUCCAGCCCCUUCCCUCGCACCAGAGCCUGGUCAAAAUGCCACAGAAGAUAGCUGCUCUGCCAGGAAGCUGUGGAGCUGCCGCCUCUCCAGGUCGGGCACCCCUUGGUCAGCCCCUCCUUGGCACAGCUGUAUAGCAGUGCCAGCGUGCCUGUCCAUCAGCGUCUUCACCCUUCCCAGCACUUGAGGGGUAGCCGUAAACCACACGGACUCAGCUCCAUGCGGGGCUUCUGUGCUGUGGUGGGACUGCUUAUUUUGCCCUGUCAUCCUUUGGGCCUCCUACAUCCCUGCCCCUUCCCAGGGAUCACCUGUGUCUCCGGCCUUCCACCUUUCUCCUGCAAACGGCGCCCUUUUUCCAGGCGAGAGCAGGCCCGAUGGAUGUCCUGGUGAGCCCCACGGUUGGACAUCAGCUCAGCCAGUCAGGCUCAGUUCCUCCCCAACCCCUGAUGCCAGGCCACAGUGGGAUGCACAGGCCCCCAGAAAGUCAGUCCGGGUUUGGCCUUUUCUCCUGAGCAUCACAGUUAAAGAAGCACUUCGUUGAGCAACUACAGUGUACUUGGCCGUAUGCAAGUGCUGGGCGCCUAGAGGUGGGGCAGUCACGGUCCCUGCUCUUAAGGAACUGAUGACCUGGUGGGGCCCUGUUACCUUCCAGGAACCCAGAAGCCACUGGGCCCCAAAGGUGGAACUGGAGGACUGGGGGCAGCCUUCUGGCUCUCAGCCUGCCACCUCUGCGCUGCCUGUCUUUUAAGAACCCCACCCCACCCCGUGGUGGUCCCCCCGCUUCCCUUGUAUUUCAGUGACUGUGAACUGAGGUUAGGAAGGCACCUGCCCUUCUGUGUGUUCUCUCCGUCUGCCUUGGAAACACGAAGGAUGACAGAUACUGUGAAUUCAGCCCUCACGGCCCACUGUGAAGGGCAUGGAGAAGGCUGGGAGGGCUUGGGGGAGCUCUGAGGGGCUGUGGAAGUCCCCACUGGGGUCUGAGAGUGGAGCCCACACUUGGGUCCUCCAAGGCACCCCCAGUUUCCAGCCUCGCCUCAGAACCCCUGCUGCCUUGAACCACCAGAGCCACAGCCCCCUGGGUUUCUGCCUAACUCAAAGUCUUGAAUCCUAGCUAGUUUGGGGUUAGUUGUGAGCAGUGUGUAGCAAAGCUGAUCUCUCCAUGUCGCCAAAUCAAAACACCCUCUGUCUCCUUACAGCAUUUCCUCUUGAGGUCACAGAGGGGAAUGGCAAGCCCUGGCAACCUGUGCUGUUCUGUGUGGAUUUGGCCUGGGGGGGAGGGCGGGCAUGUCAAUGUGAAGCCAGUUGGAGUUUGUGCUGUGCAGCAGUGUUAGCCAGGACCUCAUCAGCGUGUGCAAACCUAGCAUCUUCUGUGGCCACAAGCCACACACUUGCUUUUUUUUUUUGAAUGUGAUGUAAAAAUUGUACAGUAAAGUUUUUAUAUUUUCUAUCAACUGCAUUUGUCUUCCAGACAUGCUAUUAAUUUAAAUUAAAAUGGUUAGUAUUAACAAACGUGCUGUAUCGGUUUUUUUUUUGCCACUGGCAAGAACAUGCCUUCUGUGCAUGGGCUAAGCUGGGCCCGGGCAUCUGGAGUUUGUGAAUAAAGUUAUACCAA
Molecule: messenger RNA, 6095 nt
Organism: Saimiri boliviensis boliviensis (Bolivian squirrel monkey)
Lineage: Eukaryota; Metazoa; Chordata; Mammalia; Primates; Cebidae
Source: RefSeq, a predicted model, not a curated record